CCUUGCGUUCCAGGAAGCUGAACCUCUUGCAGCAACAAUUCUGACCAGGGUGGGGCGUCAGCGUCACAGUGACUCACUCCCAGACUUGUAGGUAAGAGAGAUUCGCGUUCACAAUCUUUUUGACUCUAUUCGCUUGCCGUAGCGCCUUAACCCGCUCGAGUUUCAAUGCGCGUUGUUGUUGGACGAAGCUGAGCCCUAUACACCGCCCGCUGCUCCUCCUGAUCAUGGCUUCUCCGAGUUCCUUCACCUACUACUGCUCUCCAUCUUCCUCCCCUGUCUGGUCAGAGCCGCUGUACAGUCUGAGGCCCGAGCACGCGAGGGAGCGGUUGCAGGACGACUCGGUGGAAACAGUCACGUCCAUAGAACAGGCAAAAGUAGAAGAAAAGAUCCAAGAAGUCUUCAAUACGUACAAGUUCAACCACUUUGUACCAAGGCUGGUUUUGCAGAGGGAGAAGCACUUCCAUUACCUGAAAAGAGGCCUUCGACAGCUGACAGAUGCCUAUGAGUGUCUGGAUGCCAGCCGCCCAUGGCUCUGCUAUUGGGUCCUGCACAGCUUGGAACUGCUGGACGAACCCAUCCCCCAGACGGUGGCAACAGAUGUGUGUCACUUCCUGGAGCUGUGUCAGAGCCCAGACGGUGGCUUCGGAGGGGGCCCUGGCCAGUACCCACACCUCGCACCCACGUAUGCAGCAGUCAAUGCACUGUGCAUCAUUGGCACCGAGGAGGCCUAUGACGUCAUUAACAGAGAGAAGCUUCUGCAGUACCUGUAUUCUCUGAAGCAGCCUGAUGGUUCUUUCCUCAUGCACGUGGGAGGUGAGGUGGAUGUGAGAAGUGCGUACUGUGCCGCCUCGGUAGCUUCUCUGACCAACAUCAUCACUCCAGACCUCUUUGAGGGCACUGCCGAAUGGAUAGCAAGGUGUCAGAACUGGGAAGGUGGAAUUGGCGGAGUUCCAGGGAUGGAAGCCCACGGGGGCUAUACUUUCUGUGGCCUGGCUGCACUGGUCAUCCUCAAGAGGGAGCGUUCCGUAAACCUGAAGAACUUAUUGCAAUGGGUGACAAGCCGGCAGAUGCGGUUUGAAGGAGGAUUUCAGGGCCGCUGCAACAAGCUGGUGGAUGGCUGCUACUCCUUUUGGCAGGCGGGGCUCCUGCCCCUCCUCCACCGUGCGCUGCACGCUCAAGGUGACCCUGCCCUCAGCAUGAGCCACUGGAUGUUCCAUCAGCAGGCGCUGCAGGAGUACAUUCUCAUGUGCUGCCAGUGCCCCGCGGGGGGGCUUCUGGAUAAACCUGGCAAGUCGCGGGACUUCUACCACACCUGCUACUGCCUGAGCGGCCUGUCCAUAGCUCAGCACUUUGGCAGUGGAGCCAUGCUGCACGACGUGGUCCUGGGUGUGCCUGAAAACGCUCUGCAGCCCACUCACCCUGUGUACAACAUUGGACCCGAUAAGGUGAUCCAGGCCACCAUGCACUUUUUGCAGAAGCCGGUCCCAGGCUUUGAGGAGCAUGAGGAUGAGGCAACAGCAGAACCUUCUACCAACUAGAGGACACAACAUCCCAAGUCUCUGUGCUCACUGCAGCUCAGUGUUCACCUGUUCAGACAAGGUUUAUACAUUUCGAUAAUACUGUAUUCUAUGCUGCACAAGCCUUGGCCACUGUGGAGCUGUGAUGGCCCUUUCUUCUCAAAUAGAACAAAACCAAUGGCUCUGGGUUUGGAGAACGCAGGGGCAUGGUUAAAAAAAAAUAUAUUUCCACUCCUGACAAACCAAAAAUCUAUCAGCACGUGCAGCAUCUAAACCAAUUUGGGCCUGGCCAGGGUUGGCAGGGGAACAGAGCAUGCUGGGAAGAAGCAGCCCCGCCCCACCAGCUCUCCAGCCCGGAGAGUUCUGUUGAAAUGAAUGACGUCCAUGAGUAUUACAGCAGCUGUUGCUGCGAUUCCCACUUGCGCGCCACCAUGAAGUCGCCAAGAAGGUGCCCUCCCAUGGGUGAAUAAGUCUACUCUAUGCCAAGGGAGGGGUUUUGGACCCCACCCAAAUGAAUUUUCCAGAAAAACUGUGGUGGGGCUUCACUAGAAGGUGCCCAAGGCUCUCGCCUCCCUCCCUGGUCAUUUGCAAUGGAAAAGAGCUGGGUCCCUCCUCCUCCACACUGGAGAGCUGAGCCACACAUCUCUCGAAGGUGCACGCUCUGGUGUGGGAAACCAAUUAUGAGUGGAAAAUGAACCUCUAAUUCAACUCUAUGCCAGAGGAGGCAGCCCCAGGGCCCCGCCCUCACCCCAGCCCAUCAUGUACUGUGAACAGUCCCUCCGACGGCCUCGCGGCGGUGCCUGCAGCCCACGGCCAUUCUCCAUGUUUCCAUCUUUCUUCCACCAGAGUCCCAGCCUACACUCCUCAAAGACAGCGUUGUCUUCUCUCACCCAGAGUGUUAACACUACUAAGUCCUUCGCCGUAACUUCUGACUCAGGAUCUCAGGAUUUCUUCACAUCCUGCCCACCCCAGGCUCGGAGACGUAAAAUCCAGCGUGGGACAAGCUGGCUGCUGCUGAGGCCGUGGCCGCGUGGACCUGGCCGUGGCAGGGCUGGGCGCUGCCUGCGUGCUCAGCUCCUGCCGCUCGCACAGGACCCUUUCUUGGUCAGCAGGGUGUUGAGUUGAGUCGUCUGUCCAUGUGGCAUGUGGUCACAGCAGGCUCCAUGGCGCGGGCUGGGCUGUCCUGUAGGCGGUCGAGGGCUGUGGGCCGAGCGAGCUGAGCUGUGGCAUGGGGCUCUUCUCAACGACUGGCCAUUUGCUGCCUCUAAUUCCCUAUUGCU
Molossus molossus (Pallas's mastiff bat) is the source of this 2797-nucleotide messenger RNA. It is a transcript of the gene FNTB, whose product is annotated as farnesyltransferase, CAAX box, beta. Gene Ontology annotation, cellular component: protein farnesyltransferase complex. Lineage: Eukaryota; Metazoa; Chordata; Mammalia; Chiroptera; Molossidae. The coding region runs from base 225 to 1538 and encodes 437 amino acids. Gene Ontology annotation, molecular function: protein farnesyltransferase activity. Gene Ontology annotation, biological process: protein farnesylation. The record is from RefSeq and is a predicted model, not a curated record. The transcript has 12 exons.